Molecule: messenger RNA, 630 nt
Organism: Auanema sp. JU1783
Lineage: Eukaryota; Metazoa; Nematoda; Chromadorea; Rhabditida; Rhabditidae
Source: the annotation of a GenBank genome assembly
AUGGUUCACUACAAGCUUACUUACUUCAAUGCACGUGGUUUUGCAGACGUCUCUCGUCAACUUUUCCACCUUGCUGAAACUCCAUUCGAAGAUGUUCGUCUUGACGCUGAGCAAUUUGCUGCUUUGAAGACCACUUUCCCCUUCGAACAAGUCCCUGUUUUGGAGGUUGACGGACAAUUUAUCCCCCAAUCUAUCGCUAUCGCUCGUUACUUAGCUAAGACAUUCGGCUUUUAUGGAAAAUGCCCCUAUGAGCAAGCUCUUGUGGAUGCUAUCGCUGACCAGUACAAAGAUUUCUUCGUCGAGAUGAAGCCCUAUUACUAUUCUGCUCUCGGACUUAUACCAGCUACCCCAGACGAAAUUAAAAAGUUGGAAACCGACAUUCUCGUUCCGGCAAAGGAUAAGUUCUUGCGCUAUAUGACCAAUUACUUGAAAAAAAGUUCCUCUGGCUUCUUGGCAGGUGGAUCACUCACAUUCGCUGAUCUCAUUGUAGCCGAACAUGUCUCAAGCUUUCUUCUUAGGAUUCCUACUUACGUUGACUCUUACCCUGAGUUGAAGACCCAUAUGGAAAAGGUUCAUGCUGUUCCUUUGCUUAAGAAGUGGAUUGAAUCCAGACCAGUCACCCGAUCUUAA